Molecule: messenger RNA, 1993 nt
Organism: Lycium barbarum (goji berry)
Lineage: Eukaryota; Viridiplantae; Streptophyta; Magnoliopsida; Solanales; Solanaceae
Product: transcription factor bHLH123-like
Exons: 7
Coding region: 208-1347 (379 amino acids)
Biological process (GO): regulation of transcription by RNA polymerase II
Cellular component (GO): nucleus
Molecular function (GO): protein dimerization activity; DNA-binding transcription factor activity, RNA polymerase II-specific; RNA polymerase II cis-regulatory region sequence-specific DNA binding
Source: RefSeq, a predicted model, not a curated record
AGAGCCAAAAACCAAAGACCAAGAAUAAAGCAAAGAGAGAAUUUUACAAUAAGAUUCUUGCUUUCAACACCACAGAAAAAAGUGGGAAAACAAGGACAUCACAACUUAUUAGCUCAACUUGGAAGACCAAAGAAAAAGAAUUAAUUCCUUCUCUUUUUUCUUUAUUUCAAUUUUCUUUUUGUCAAUUUAUAUCUUGAAAAGGCAACCAUGGCAGAAGAAUUUCAGAUAGGAAGUGGAAACUGGUGGGAAUCUUCUUCAUCAACAACUAGGAAUAGGUUUUUUGAUAGUGGAAUAAUAUCAUUAUCAUCAUCUACUACUACUCCUUCCACAUCCACCGCACUAAGUAGCAAUAUGGCAAGCAACUUUGGUAAUUGGCCGACAAAUAUUGUGGACAUCAAGAAUAGGUCUUCCUUGGAUUCUGAGUCGGUAUCUGAAGACGUAAGGCGAGACGUUUCAUCUGAUCCCAACUUACAAAUGAUGGGCUUAGGCCUUAAUCGCAACCAAACUUUAUUCAAGGGUACUACAAAUCAUCACCAAGAAGCAUCAUCUGAACAUCAAGAUCAUCAUUGGAGACAAACAAUAUAUUCUGGGAAUUCUGAGGAUUCUUCUGUUAAUGAUUAUAAUAAGGGCUUAUCUUUACAUCAUCAAUCAUUAUACAGUUCAAAUCUUGAAAACGCCGCUUAUGGAAGCAGCCAUUCAAAUAUGAUGCAAGGAGUUUAUCCUCCCUAUAAUCAAUCAAAUUAUCAUCAGUUUCUCCGAUCAUCCCCUCCGAAUCAGCAGCCGCAGUUACAUUUCUCGAAUAAUACUCCACUCUGGAAUGGCACUGCAGAUGCCAUGAACGAUGUCCGCUCAAGUUUUUUCCCUUCUUUACCUGUACAACUUCCUAACCAAACGGCUGAUGAGAAACCAAAGGUUACAACAGAAGUUAGGGAUGCAAAUAGUAUAGCAAAGAAAACUACAAGUGAUACUUCAAGUAAAAGACCGCGGAACGAAACGCCAUCUCCUGUGCCAGCUUUUAAGGUGAGGAAAGAGAAGAUGGGAGACAGAAUCACUGCACUUCAACAGUUAGUCUCACCUUUUGGAAAGACUGAUACAGCUUCUGUGCUCUCUGAAGUAAUCGAGUAUAUAAAAUUCCUCCACGAGCAAGCUACUAUGCUAAGCAACCCAUACAUCAAAAGUGGAGCUUCAAUGCAGCAUCCACAGAAUUUUGAUAAAUCCAACGAUAGAAAGCAAGAUCUUAGAAGUCGAGGACUAUGUUUGGUACCAGUUUCUAGCACGUUUCCUGUAACUAAUGAAACAACAAUAGAUUUUUGGACUCCUAAUUCAUUUGGAGGAGCAUUCAGAUAAUCACAAGGGCCCAAGAAGAAGGCAUGCAUGCAACAUCAUAUAGUCAUCAGUUAUACUGAUAAUGUAAAAAUCUUUUACGCUAAUAAUUUAUAUUUCCUCCGUUUUAAUUUAUGUGAAUUUUUUUAGUUUGCUUAAAAAGUUAAUCCUUUUUUAGAGAUUUAAAAAUAAUUUAAACUAAUUUCUCAUUUUACCUUUAUUAAGAAGCUUUUAAAGCAAACAAGUGUUAUGACAUAUUUAACAUAAAUUUAAUUUUAAUUAUAGCCUUAAAAAUAUUAUGGCAUGUAUAAGAUCACAAGUUUUAAAACAAAUUUUUAAGCUAAGCUCAUGCUCGGUAAAAAUAACUUUACAUAAAUUGAAACGGAGGGGUAGAAUUUAUAUACGCAUUAUAUUGUUCCACUAGUCAUUCCUACGAUCUCAUUCAACUCCCACACAAGUGGAGGAUGAAAAGAAAAGGGCACAAAAUUGGAACCAAAAAUAGUACUCUACUAUAUAUACCUGGCCAGGGGUGCAAGGAGUGUCAAUCGAAUCCUCUUCAUCGGAAAAUUGCACUAUAUAUAAGGGGUCAAAUUUUUUAUUCAUGUAUAAAUAUUACCUUUAACAUAAUGGAGAACUCAGUUCAAUGGCUGAGGUGCCUACUAUUGAGCCC